CUAAGACUACACCCAUUAUAACUCCAUGGAGUCUUGCUCCAUGGUGCUUUCCUAUGCAUUGGCAGAACCAUAACUGUGACAAUGUAUUAUAUAAAACAUCUUAACUUCUAAUAAAUGGGGAAUUUUCCUGGACCUCACAACCAGAAUUAAGGCAACUUGAAGAAAUUUAAGUUUUAAAGCUGUGAUCCUACUGAGGGUUUAGCACACUUUUCAAAGAACAAUGUAAAAACUCACAUUAUUUUCCUUGGACUUCUCUUGAUAUCAACUUUUAAAACCUAACUUGAUGCAUAGAUACAAUGGCAAUUUAUGUACUUUUUCAAGUCCUGCUCAGAAACUGCAUGAGUGUCACUUGAUGAAAGCAUGAAAUGCAGAGGCUUAAAGCAUAGUUCAAAAAUGCAUAUACAGUUAUGGGUAUUUUUUGAUAAAAGUCAUAUUUAUAAAUGUUUGUUGUCCACUUGACCACUUGGAGCCAGUUACCUAAUCCUUUAUAAAAGAUUACUGUUCACUAUCCCAUUCUUUCCCCAUGUGAUGGUUCCCUUGAUGUUCUAGAAGCACUCCAAAGCUCUCUCUCAAGGUCAGUCAGAGAGAUACAAAUAGACAACAGAUUACACAGAUAGACACCAACAUGGAGACAAAAGGCAGACAGAAAGGGAGAGCUAUACAAGCAGCCUUCAGGAAGUUACAGAUUUAAACUAACUGAACAGACACACAGAGGGUGGAAGACACAGGGAAAAUGAAGUAGAGAAUUCAACUUUGGACUCACACUUAGUUAAAUGCUCUGAGGAAAAGGCUUUUAUUUCUUUCCUUAACUCAGAUGCAUUAUUAAUCACCAGUAUGUUUAAUCUACUCACAUAUGAAGAAUCAAUUAACUUGUGACUUUUUUUUUUGCAUAAGUACAAUAUGGGGAAAACUAAAACUCAACACAAUGGGAAACAAGUAGCCCUGCCAUCUGAAAGGUGUCCAUAGGCAUAGAACCCUAUUUAAAGACAGAACCCCAGGUCUGGGCUUGUGCUUCUGAGCUCUCACCGCCAUGCUGAGCUAGAAUCCAUUUUAACCUCUCAUAAUCAUCACAACAGGUUUUGAACCUCAGAGGUCAAUGAGAAUCCUGGAACUCAUUACAAUCAUGAAAAGAGUUGACUUCCUAGCAAGAGUCUAAUGAGACUUGGGUAAAUCUCGAGUCUCCUUUCCCCAGCUUAUACUGAUAUGCAUGGGUGUCAUAGAGUGUUACAGGGAACAAUCAGGAAACCAUUUAUCAACAAACAGUGCAGUAUGUAUUGUAAUUUUGUUCAAGUUUUCUUUCUUUCAUCCUUUCUUUCUUUCUUUUCUUUCUUUCUUUCUUUCUUUCUUUCUUUCUUUCUUUCUUUCUUUCUUUCUUUCCUUCUUACUUCCUUACUUCCUUUCCUUACUUUUUUUUUUUUGACAAAGAUCAAGACAGUUUUCCAAAGGAGUUUCUCUUUAUUGUCUCACCCUUCAAGAAGUAAAUAAUAUUGUGCCUUGACCUAACAUCAUUUUAAUUCAUCAUUUUCUUUGAUUGAGGCAUCCACCUCCUCUACCUUUUCUUUAAGUCUGAUAAUCUGUCUCCCACAGGUUCUCUAUGUAUUAUUUUUAUUUGCCUUACUGCAUUUUCUUUUCAGGAUUUUUUUUUGGCAUUUCUAAGCACUUAUUGAAGUCAAUUUUAAUAUUUUAUAUUGUCAUUUCCUUCAGGAAUCUGGUAUUAUUUUCUUGCCCAUGAUUUAUUUCGUUUCUCUCUGAGUGAGUGGAUUUACAUGGUUUACAAACUUUAAUGUCCUUGAUCAUGAUUGUGGGUUUUCUAUUCUUUGUCUUCGAUAUCAAAUAAAUUGUGCUCCUUAUAGGAUACCUAUAUGGUUUGCGGUUUGAGCCAAGGACAUUUUAUCUAAGUUAUUGUUUGUUUUGGGUAUCUGUUCUGAGCAUCAGAAUUCAAAGGGACUGCUUAAUUGUGUGCAUUUAUAGCCCAGAGGAAAAGACUCACAAUAUGAGAAGUUAAUAUGCGUUGUAUCUGAAGGGUUCAGAACCCAGGUGCAGUGUCCUACUACAUCCAGUUCUGGUCUAGUCUGGCAGCAACCUUUUGAGGAAGCUGUGUAGAGUAGGUCCUGGGAAGUUUUGUGGAAGGCAGCCUGCAACAGAGUUGGAGGAGUGGUUCCUGCUGGGGAGGGUGGGCCUCCAGCCUGAUUAGAUGAGUUUAAGAAAAAGACAAAUUAAAAGCAAAGGAACGAGCAAGCAAGCAAGCAAGCAAAAAUUCAAAACACCAAACAUUGCUGUGAAGAAUUGGGAAGCUAAUUAAUUAAAAGGUCCCGAAGUAGGUAGGCUUAGAAGAAUUGCAGGAAGCUGCUGAAUAUUGGGCGGGUCCAGAAGGCGGGGCUAGGCAGCAUGAAGGGAAGUUCCGCGGUUUCAUCUUUCUUCUUGCAUCUCAGCUGCCUCGUGAUCAGGAAGUUAUGGAGGGAGACUAGCGCCUAGUAUUUGCGGAACCUGAAAACUUUCUUAAGCAGCAGUUGUUGUGCUGGCCUCCUAGGACAUUGAGCAGCUGGUCCUGUCACCUUCCAGGUAUUCAUAUGCUCAGCAAAAUGUGCAUAACUGUAAAUCAACACUAAGAGCCCUGGAAGGGUAAAGGUCAAGGAGACUCUCACAAAGGAUCCAGAAGAGUUCCAAUAUUUGAAACUGGGAGAGGAAAAAGAAAAAGAAUGAGUUCUCUGGUAAACACUCCACAGGAAUCCACAACACCAGGAUGAAUGGCAGUAUGGGACACCCAACCAUCCAGGGAAAAGUAGAAAAGGGAUGAACCCUGCUCCUCCUCAGAACUUUUGGACCUUGAUGUGAAAUUUCAAGAAGAAUUCAAACUUUGCUCUUCACAGAGACCCUGGGAGAAGGACAACAACAAGAAUGAGUGUGUCUCUGGUAAAUACACCACAGGGUCUGUUAACCUUCAAGGACGUGGCCUUGUACUUCUCACUGGAGGAAUGGGAAUGUCUCAGUUUUGCUCAGAGGACACUGUACAUGGAUGUAAUGUUGGAGAAUUACAACAAUCUUUUGUUCGUGGAAAAUCAUUGCAUACAUGGAAAGUAUGGGAAGGUCUUGGGUGAAGAGAGCCAGUACAUUGUCCAUGAACACGUGAAUAUUCAAGAGAAGUCUUCUAAAUGGGACAAGCUUAUCAAGGUGAUUCUUGAAUCCCCCCAAUGUACACCUUACAAAACUAAUCACAGCUCUCUUCAAUACUCGAACCAAAAAAGACUUAAGCCCAGGAACACUAAAGAAGUUUGCAAAUACAAUGACUCUGUAAACAGUGUAAGUUUGUUUUCUACCAUUAGUCUCAAUCAAGGAAUCCACCUGCAGAAGAAAAAACACAACCGAAAUGCAGAAUUUGAGAAGGUUUUUGUUUCUAAACAUAAAGUCAUGGUGAAACGAAACAAUACUGGAGUGAACCCUUACAAAUGUAGUGAAUUUGACAAAUAUCUUACCCAGAGAGAAAAACUUCAAAGUCAGCAGAGAAUUUAUCAUGGAAAGAAACCUUACAGAAGUAGUAAAAGUGACAAAUGCUUUACCCAUCAGAUCCAUCUUAGUAUCCAUCAGGGAAUUCAUGCAGAAGAGAAAAUUUACAAAUGUAGUGAAUGUGACAAAUGCUUUACCCACAAAUCCCAUCUUAAUAUUCAUCAGAGAAUUCAUACAGGAGAGAACCCUUACAAAUGCAGUGAAUGUGACAAAUGUUUUAAACACAAAUUCAGUUUUAGUAUGCAUCAGAGAAUUCAUACAGGAGAGAAACCUUACAAAUGUAGUGAAUGUGACAAAUGCUUUACCCAAAAAUCUCAUCUUAGCGUUCAUCAGAGAAUUCAUACAGGAGAGAAACCUUACAAAUGUAGUGAAUGUGACAAAUGCUUUACCCACAAAUCCCAUCUUAAUAGUCAUCAGAGAAUUCAUACAGGAGAGAAACCUUACAAAUGUAGUGAAUGUGACAAAUGCUUUACUAAAAACGGGAGUCUGAGAAUUCAUCAGAGAAUUCAUACAGGAGAGAACCCUUACAAAUGCAGUGAAUGUGACAAAUGCUUUACCCACAAAUCCAAUCUUAAUAUUCAUCAGAGAAUUCAUACAGGAGAGAAACCUUACAAAUGUAGUGAAUGUGACAAAUGCUUUACCCACAAAUCCCAUCUUAAUAGUCAUCAGAGAAUUCAUACAGGAGAGAAACCUUACAAAUGUAGUGAAUGUGACAAAUGCUUUACCCGAAAAUUCCAUCUUAGUAUUCAUCAGAGAAUUCAUACAGGAGAGAACCCUUACAAAUGCAGUGAAUGUGACAAAUGCUUUACCCAAAAAUCCAAUCUUAAUAUUCAUCAGAGAAUUCAUACAGGAGAGAAACCUUAUAAAUGCAGUGAAUGUGACAAAUGCUUUACUGAAAAAGGCAGUCUGAGAAUUCAUCAGAGAAUUCAUACAGGAGAGAAUCCUUACAAAUGCAGUGAAUGUGACAAAUGCUUUACCCGAAAAUUCCAUCUUAGUAUUCAUCAGAAAAUCCAUACAGGAGAGAAACCUUACAAAUAGUUUACAUGUGACAAAUACAAUAUUCACCAUGUCAGUCUGAGAAAUCAUCAGUUACUUCAUACAGUAGAGAAUCUUUAUAAAUGAAGUGAACGAGAUAAUCCUUUACCAAAAUAUAUCAUCUUAUAAUUCAUUAGUGAAUACUUAGAGAAGACAAACUUCAAAUAUAUUAUAGGUAUGAAUCCUUUCCUUUUGGCCUAUUUCCUAGAAUAUAACAGUGAAUAUACUUACAGGCUAGAAACUUAACUCAUGCAUUGUAUGAAGAAAUAUCUUUGACUUCAUUUGAGGUCAGAGAAAACAUCUAAGAACUUUUUAAGGGAUAGUAUUUCUGUUGGGAAAAAUGUGGCAUAUGUUUUAUUCACGGUGUAUUCUUGACAACACUUGAGGCUCCACUCUAGAGAAUUAGUAUGAUUAUGAAAAUCUUGUGAAAAUUUUCAUGCAAUGUUCAAAUCUUGGGUAAUGUCAACUAUUUAUGCUGGAGGACCUCUGUACAUGUGAAAAUGUAGAAAGCCUUUCAUGACAACUUUUACUUGUUCACCCUCAAAUGUUACAAAAAAGAGUAUCUGGCAAACUGAGCCACCCAGACAGCAUAUUCUUUAUCCUAUAAGUAUGCUUACAGAUGUUAAGUGUGCUUCGAGUAUCCAGAAAUCAUAUUUCUUCUCAAAUGCUUGUUUCACAUUAUAGGAUAACAACUGAGUAUGAGUCUCUUGUGAUCUGCUCAACAACUCCUUUCCUAUUGUCCUGUAACUAACUCCAAUAAAGCUGAAAGUUUCAACAA
This is a messenger RNA of Mus musculus (house mouse), 5317 nucleotides long. It is a transcript of the gene Zfp984, whose product is annotated as zinc finger protein 984. Gene Ontology annotation, cellular component: nucleus. The record is from RefSeq and is a predicted model, not a curated record. Bases 2899 to 4542 code for a protein of 547 amino acids. Lineage: Eukaryota; Metazoa; Chordata; Mammalia; Rodentia; Muridae. The transcript is spliced from 7 exons. Gene Ontology annotation, biological process: regulation of DNA-templated transcription.